Molecule: messenger RNA, 1251 nt
Organism: Kazachstania africana CBS 2517
Lineage: Eukaryota; Fungi; Ascomycota; Saccharomycetes; Saccharomycetales; Saccharomycetaceae
Gene: CAM1
Product: translation elongation factor EF1B gamma
Exons: 1
Coding region: 1-1251 (416 amino acids)
Biological process (GO): translational elongation
Cellular component (GO): cytoplasm; nucleus
Molecular function (GO): translation elongation factor activity
Source: RefSeq, a predicted model, not a curated record
AUGUCCCUAGGUUUACUAUACUCCAAUUUCAGAGCCAGAACUGUCGUUCCAAGAGGUUUGGUCAAGCAAUUAAAUCUUGAUAUCAAGAUUGUUGCUCCAGAAGAUGAUGAAGCCCAAUUUGCUAAGGACUUCCCUUUGAAGAAGGUCCCAGCUUUUGUCGGCCCAAAGGGUUUCAAAUUGACUGAAGCCAUUGCUAUUAAUCACUACUUAUUAUCUUUAUCCGAUAACGAAAAGUUAAGGGAUCAAUUAUUAGGUGCCGAUGACAAGACUAAAGCUUUGGUUCUAAAAUGGGAAUCAUUAGCUAACAGCGAUUUAAUCACUCAAAUUGCUAGAGCUUUCCAACCUUUAACUGGUGCUGUUCCAUACAACAAGAAAGCUGUCGAUACCGCUUUAGAGGAAGUUGCUAAGAUUGUUGACGUCUUCGAAUCAAGAUUAAAGGAAUACACUUAUUUAGUCACCGAAAAGAUUUCUUUGGCUGAUUUAGUCGGUGCUGCCAUGUUCGUCAGAGGUUUCAAUUACUUAUUUGGUAAACAAUGGAGAGCUGAACAUCCAGCUAUCGUCAGAUGGUUCAACACUAUCCUUGCUUCCCCAUUCUUAAAGGAUGAAUACCCAGAUUUCCAAUUCAUUGAUGAACAGGUUGCUCCACCACAAAAGAAGAAGGAAAAGAAUGCUGAAAAGCCAAAGGCUCAAGAAAAACCAAAAGCCCAGGAAAAGCCUGAGGAAGAAGCCCAACCAGCUGGAAAAAAACUAAAGCAUCCUUUAGAACUCCUAGGUAAAUCCACUUUCGUUCUUAAUAAAUGGAAGAGAAAGUAUUUAAAUGAGGACACCAGAUCCGUCGCUUUACCAUGGUUCUGGGAACACUACAACCCAGAAGAAUACUCCUUAUGGAAGGUUGAAUACAAAUACAACGAUGAAUUGACCUUAACUUUCAUGUCCAACAACUUAGUCGGCGGGUUCCUCAACAGAUUAUAUGGUUCCACCAAGUACAUGUUCGGUUCCGCUGUUGUCUACGGUGAAAACAACAACAACGGUAUCAUUGGUGCUUUCUUAGUCAGGGGUCAAGACAAUGUUCCAGCCUUCGACGUCGCUCCAGAUUGGGAAUCAUACGCUUACACCAAAUUGGACCCAACCAACGAAGAAGACAAGGAAUUCGUCAACAACAUGUGGGCUUGGGAUAAGCCAGUCGUUGUCAACGGCGAAAACAAGGAAAUUGUCGAUGGUAAGGUCUUAAAAUGGCCUGCUAAUGUUUAA